AUGGAUUUGAAAUCUGACCAUAUUCGGGCCAUCAUCUAUUAUCAAUGGAUGCAGACUAAAGAGUUGGAUGAGAUUCACCAGCGCAUCAACACAGUAUUAGGACAUAAUACUGUAGGUUUUAGUACAGUCACCAAAUGGGUCCGUGAAUUUAAAAGAGGACGGCAGUCACUUGAAGACACCCCUAAACAGGGUCGGCCCGUUUCGGUGAAUACCCCGGAAAAUGCAGCGAUUGUCGAAGAUAUAAUAAGAGCUGAUCCAAGUGUUACAUACCAUGAGUUGGAGCAGAAAUCAGGCAUUCCGGGCACAACACUUAGAAGGAUAUGUGCUGACCAAUUAAAGGUACAGAAGAAACUUUGUCGUUUUGUACCCCAUCGUCUAAGUGAUGAGCAAAAAAAGGAUAGGUUGGAAAAAUGUCAACAAAAUCUAAAGCUCUGGAAGAAAGGCAAAGAUAAUACCAUCAAUAAGAUAGUAACAGGUGAUGAAGUGUAUGUUUAUUAUUACGAGCCAAAGCUGUCACGGGAAGCAAAGAUAUUUGUGUUUGAAGAUGAAGAACCACCGAGUGUUGUGAGAAAAGAAAAAACGAUUGGCAAAAUACUUUAUGCCAUAUUCUUCAGCUCAUCAGGUUUGGUGGAUGCGGUCAAAUUGGAAGGACAAAGGACUGUCACGGCUUUAUGGUACACCACACAAUGUCUUCCACGUGUGCUUGAAAAGGGCCCAAAAAAUGGUAUUUUGUUGCAUCAUGACAAUGCACCUGCUCAUACAGCAUGUGGUUUAAAGCAUUUUCUUCGAGGUAAAGCCUUUUCUUCAGAAGAAGAGAUUGAUUCUGCAGUAAUGGAGUAUUUAGAGUCGAUUGAGAAAAAGGACUGGGAGGAGGCGUUUGAAAGGUGGAGGAGGCGUAUGACCAAGUGCAUUGAGGCAGAGGGGGAUUACUUUGAAUAA
Messenger RNA from Oppia nitens, 939 nucleotides. RefSeq names its product histone-lysine N-methyltransferase SETMAR-like. The coding region runs from base 1 to 939 and encodes 312 amino acids. Lineage: Eukaryota; Metazoa; Arthropoda; Arachnida; Sarcoptiformes; Oppiidae. The transcript has 2 exons. Gene Ontology annotation, molecular function: nucleic acid binding. The record is from RefSeq and is a predicted model, not a curated record.